Molecule: messenger RNA, 1368 nt
Organism: Hippopotamus amphibius kiboko
Lineage: Eukaryota; Metazoa; Chordata; Mammalia; Artiodactyla; Hippopotamidae
Product: proline-rich protein 2-like
Exons: 5
Coding region: 1-1368 (455 amino acids)
Source: RefSeq, a predicted model, not a curated record
AUGGGUGUGGCUCAGGGCCUGGAAGCUGCCACCAACCUUGCCUCCAUCACCUCUGACUCCUGUCCACCUGCCAGCCAGACCCCAUCAGAGAGCUCUCCAACAGUUGGCUGUGAGCCAGCAGACUUGCAGCGGGAGAGGCGACACUGCCAACAAGAAGCUUUGCAACCAACCAAGAACUCCCGAGGCCCGGGAAGGCAGGCCGAGCGAGGGGCCCGGCCGCGGCCGCCCGGGGCCACCCGCACCCCUCCGCCCGGGUGCUGCCGGGCGGGCGGGAGACGAGGGAACCGCAGACGCCCCCACGCCGACGCCCUGCCACGCGGGGGGUCCACGGACCCGGCCGGCGGGCGCGUCCCCGGGUCCCGAACCGCGGCGCGCGCCCCCUCGGCCCGGCCCGCCCGCCGCGGCCGCCCGAGCCGCGCUCACCUGCCGCCGCCGCCGCCGCAGCUCCGCUCCCGCUCCGGCCGCCGCCGCCGCCGCCCGAGUGGCCGCGCCGCCGCGGGCGGGCUCGGGCUGCGCGGGCGGGGGCGGCGGAGCGGCCGCAGGCGCCCCCCGCUGGCCGCCCGGCCCAGCCCCGAGCUCCGCGACCCGGGCCCGCGGCCGGGAGGGAGGGCGGCCCCGGCCCCGGCCCCCGGCCCCCGGCCCCCCUCCGGGCGCCGCGUGCCGCCAGGCUGCUCGGGUUUCACCAGAAGCGCCGAAAACGCACGAGCGUCCCGCCGCCGCCGCCGCCUCCCCGCGCGGCUGUGGGAGCGCGCGGCCCGGCCCCCUCGGCACGGGAGCGAGGACGCAGAACCUCCCGAAACACACUUUCUUCCCCGCUGUCCCACACGUGUUCGGACGCGCCGGGUGCAGCCGCACCCCCAGAGGGAGACACUUUCUAGCAAAAUCUUUCAGCUGUCUCGGCUCCAGAGCCCCAUCCCACCCCCGCCAGGGGUCCGGCGCGGGGAGCCGCCCCGGCACCCGCGCGAGUCGGCCGUUAUUGACCUUCUCCUCUGGCACCGGGAACACCAAAACCCGCCUCAGAAAAUUUGGGGCGGAGGAGGGCGGGGGGUAAUAUCCCAGCUGAGAUUUCUGUCCGUCAGCGGCAAGCCCUGCCUGGUCCGUCACCUCCUCGGGCUCCCACAGCCUCUGGGUGUCCAGACGGUGGCCUUUGGCCCCCUGGGCUGGAGCCCUGGUGAGGUCACUGCUGCUUCCCGGGAGUUCACAGGAGCUGACUUCGGAGCUGUGUCCCGCCUACCUCCUGCAGCCCCUCCCCCUCAACCCCCCGGGAAGUCAGGGGACCCACCUGUCUGCCCCAAGGCCUCAAGAACAGCGAGUGCCUCAGCCCUGCGGCAGUGUGUUCUGCUGCAGGAGGUCAGCCCUGGAGAGUGA